ACCAUGAAAAAAAUCAACUUAAGAUAUUUUAUGACCAAAAAUCUAUUCCGAAAUUGAUACCACGUGAAAAACUCUUAUUUAAUUAUCCAAUGAUGCUAGAAAAAUUUUCGAUAAAGAACUUGGGAAGAAUUGUACAUACUUGGAUUGCUAUAUUUUGUCCUGAUAAAAAGUUAAAAAAACAAGUUAUGCAAAUUAAGAACGAUAAUAUUAUGAAUGUUCUAGAAUUUCAGCCUGAAAUUAGUCAAGAUUUAAAUAUUACAAAACUUGCAAUUGAAUACACUCAAAUAUCAAUCUACACUAUAAAGCUUUUAGAAAAAAUUUCAAAGUCAUGUAAAAAAAUAAAUUAUCUAAUUGUCAAAGUUCCUGCAUUUGAAAAUAAUCCUGAAAUUAAAAACUCUAUUAUAUCGAUUAUAAAUGUACAGGAAAGAUUAAAAGAAUUUAACUUCAGGGGUGUAGAUAGCUGA
Messenger RNA from Dentiscutata heterogama, 464 nucleotides. The record is from the annotation of a GenBank genome assembly. Lineage: Eukaryota; Fungi; Glomeromycota; Glomeromycetes; Diversisporales; Gigasporaceae.